AUGCCAAAGGUUGUCGCCGAAAGCGGCGAAGUCGCUCGAUUCCUUUGGAGUCAAAUUCAAGACGGCGGGCUUCACAGAGAGCUCCCAUUAAUGUAUGCAGACAAUCAGCAUGCGUGGAAUUCCGUACUGUCAACAGAAGGUUUCGAUUUGGUCUACAGCUACUACGGUUCUCGGCGAAAAUAUCGUCGGAAGGAUUCUGCGACUCAAGCCGCUUUACAGGCUCGAAACCAUUUCAUCAACUUCGUUGAAGGAAGGACAUCGAAUCCAAUGCCUCUUGAGGGCGAUUCAGAUCCACACAAGUGGAUAAGCGAGCAGAUUGUGGAGAGGUUUGCCAGAAAACAGAAGGAACAGCAGAAUUACAUUGCUCUUGUCUCUGGCGCAAGACGUCGCAUUUGGGGAAAGGAGCUGGGUUUGGGAGGAUCCAGUGGCAAGCGUCGGCCAGGCCAUGGCUGA
Messenger RNA from Pseudozyma hubeiensis SY62, 453 nucleotides. RefSeq lists its product as hypothetical. The transcript has a single exon. The record is from RefSeq and is a predicted model, not a curated record. The coding region runs from base 1 to 453 and encodes 150 amino acids. NCBI's taxonomy places the organism in Eukaryota, Fungi, Basidiomycota, Ustilaginomycetes, Ustilaginales, Ustilaginaceae.